Lonchura striata (white-rumped munia) is the source of this 1624-nucleotide messenger RNA. NCBI's taxonomy places the organism in Eukaryota, Metazoa, Chordata, Aves, Passeriformes, Estrildidae. The record is from RefSeq and is a predicted model, not a curated record.
AAUAUAAUUGAUCUUUAGAGUGAAAUAGCAGCAUAUUGGGGACAAAUUUAUUCGAAUGGGCAUGGUGACACUUUUUGCUCUCCAUUCCAGCAUGGGACUCUGGUCCAGGAUAGCUCCAACAUCUGCCAGCUCUAUCAUGAUAUUGUUUCUUGUGAAACAGGCCAAAGGUUCUCUACUGGAAAAAACCACUACUGGAUGGAACAAAUACAAACAGGAGUGCUUGAAAAUGCUGCAGGAAUCAUCUGUAGAUAGUGGAGUCCAUUGCAAUGGGACAUUUGAUCAAUUUGUUUGCUGGCCUUACUCACCCCCAGGAAAUGUCUCCGUUCCUUGUCCUUCGUAUUUGCCAUGGCUGGAAAAUGGAAGUGUAGGACAUGUAUACAGAGUCUGCUUGGAUGAAGGGAUUUGGCAAACAAAGGAAAAUUCCACAGACAUUUGGCGGGAUAGUUCAGAAUGUUCUGAGAAAAAUCAUUUCCAAAAAAAUGUAAAAGAACAUAAACUACUCACCACGUUACAGCUGUUGUACACGAUAGGAUAUUACUUUUCUCUCAUCUCACUGGUACUAGCUCUGCUUAUACUUUCUUUACUCAGAAAACUUCACUGCACAAGAAACUACAUCCAUAUGAAUUUAUUCGCAUCCUUUAUCUUGCGUGCUGCAGCAGUUCUGAUAAAAGACUCUGUGUACUACAACAUUUAUUCCAAAAGGCCAAAUGAUGAAAGUGGAUGGAUAUUAUACCUCAGUCCAGAGAUUGUAAUCAUUUGCAGGACUGCCCAGUUUUUCAUGCAUUACUUUGUGGGGGCAAAUUACUUCUGGCUGUUAGUGGAAGGAAUUUACCUGCAUACAUUAUUGAUAACUGUGGUGCUCUCUGAAAGAAGACUGCUCCAGUCAUACAUUGUCAUAGGAUGGGUUGUUCCAAUCCUGUUUGUGGGCCCAUGGGGAAUAAGCAGAUCCAGACUGGAGAAUACUGGGUGCUGGGGAACAAAUGAACACAUGGGAAUCUGGUGGAUCAUCCGAGGACCAAUGUUAUUUUCCAUUGCAGUUAACUUUGGCAUCUUCUUAAAAAUUCUCAGAAUGCUGAUUUCCAAACUAAAAGCUCAGCAAAUGACCUUCCACGACUACAAAUACAGAUUGGCAAGAUCUACACUUGUGCUGAUUCCAUUGUUGGGGAUCCACGAAUUUGUGUUUACCUUCAUCACUGAUGAACAGGUGGAAGGACUUUCAAGACAUAUAAGACUUUUCAUUCAGCUGACAAUGAGCUCAUUUCAUGGAUUUUUGGUAGCAGUUCUCUAUUGCUUUGCUAACGGAGAGGUGAAAGCAGAGCUGCAGAAGCAGUGGUCCCGCUUCCUGCUGGCAGAUCCCUUUGGCUGCAAGCUCUGCUUUCUAGGGGAAAACAUCAAAUACCUCAGGAAGUGCUCACAGAAACGGCAAAAACAGCAGCUGAGCAGCAGGCAGCGCUUCUGCCUGGAGCUGAGCAAGCCCUGGGAGCUGCAGCUGCAGAAGGUGCUGGGCAGGCAGAGCACAGAGGCCACGGCAGGCCCUGCCCAGAUGAGCAUGUCCGACAGCAGCGAGGGAGAGGUCACCACCGGCGAAACCACCGAGGAGGUCUUCGAGGAAAGCGAAAUUUAG